Rhincodon typus (whale shark) is the source of this 10011-nucleotide messenger RNA. It is a transcript of the gene ap5b1, whose product is annotated as adaptor related protein complex 5 subunit beta 1. Gene Ontology annotation, cellular component: AP-type membrane coat adaptor complex; lysosomal membrane. Bases 1096 to 3876 code for a protein of 926 amino acids. Gene Ontology annotation, biological process: endosomal transport. Lineage: Eukaryota; Metazoa; Chordata; Chondrichthyes; Orectolobiformes; Rhincodontidae. The record is from RefSeq and is a predicted model, not a curated record. The transcript is spliced from 3 exons.
UAAAGUACAAGAAUUUUCUUUGUAGGUGAAUGCUAAACAUUUUUGAUAUGGCCUCAAUACGCAAAGGACAAAAAGUCCAGGCAAUUCAUUUGACUGAAAGUGAGAGGAAAACGGGUUGACCUUAUGGGUGGGAUCCUUUUGAAGCCAGCUGACUCAGCAGCUAGACUCUGCAGUGCUGAACAUAAACUAGCUUGUACAUGACAUUCCCAAAAGAUCUAUUUGUUCUAGUCCUUAAGAGAGAACCCUCAGUGCUUCACGUUUGGAGCUGGGCAGUGAACAAUUUGAGACAAACUGGUUCACAAAGGCUCCUUGUUAGGGGGAACUGACCAGACACAUCAUCCCAAUUGAAGCCCCCUGUCAGUGUAUAUACUGACAGAGUGUGACACAAUUUAUUUCUCAGCUACCACUCUUUACUGAUCAAUGGUGAACUAUCUCCAACAGCAAGUUACUUGCCCUAAGUUUCAGCCAUGGCAUGGUAUUCACAUUGCUAUCUCGAUCCACAUGUGAAUUCUCAAGCCCUAAGCAAUCUAAUUUGAGUCCAAGCAAUCUAGUCCCUUUUUGUUCUUAAUGACUGGUUAGACUUGUUUGAAUUUUGUAGCCCUGGUGAUGAGGGAUUGAUUUAGUGCUGUUGCCCCUUCUAUAAAUAAAUUCUAAAUCCACCCACCAAGAUAUGUUGGUAUCAGCACCCUGAUAUGUAUGCACCACCACACUGGAAGAGACAUUUCCAUUUUAUGUUCUCUCACCUGCCUUCCCAUCCCCCCCACAGCCUCCACCCCCAAAAGAUAAACUGUAGACUGUAGAAUGUAGAACAUGGGCCUGGCAAUGAUUAAAUGUGAACAGCCUUGAUUGCGCUCUGUUACUGGCUCACGUUUGAGGAGUGACUAUUUUUCAAUGACGAUGCUGUGGAAAAGUGACUGUAAACCCUUACUAAACUCUCAAUCUGCCUUUGCUGAGCUGCUAAUAAUCUCAAUGCUCUUGCAAUAUCGGCGAGAAGUCAGUGUUAUGGGUGGCAUCACUCCUUUGCUUCAUUCCAUCUGAAGGUCAAAGUGAAUACCUGUUGGGAGGGAAGAAACAGCACAAAAGUAAUCCAGUGCCAUGGCGGUGUCAAAUUCUGAGUGGUCCCAGAAAGUAGCAGCAUUCUAUGCUAAUCCGUCACAUUUUCUUGCCAGUACGACAGCUGAGAACUUUGUUUGCGAUCUGCUGAGGGUCCUGGCAGACGAGAAGAUCAGUGAAAAUGUAAAGGUUCAGGUUCUCGGGAUAAUUCAAGAGUUCCCAGGACGGCUGUUCACCAGCUCUCGGGUGGCUGAGCAAGCAGCAGAGUCUAUCUUCAGCAUUUACUCGCAGCUGCCCUUUGUACCCAAGUCAGUCAAUCUGAAAUGCCACUUGCUGCUUUCAGUCACUACCAUAGUCAUUGCCACUGACCACCUGACCAGCAACGAGAAAAUACUGAACAACUUGAUGGGCCAACUGCUUGAUGCAGUGUGUGAUGCUAACGAUUGCAAAUACGGGGGACAUUUCCGGCCUCUCAGGGCCCUGGCGUGCAACUGCCUUCGAGAAUUUGAAACGUGCUACCCAGGUCUGCUGUCAACGAAACUGGAGAUCCUACAUACCCUCCAGCAAAAGGAAGUCAGUCUGCUGCACCAGGUCUACACACUGCUAUACAUACAAGUGUUGAAAAACGCAAUCCGCACGCUCUCGCGGUCACGUGUUGUGUCAGAGGGAGCCAUCCGUGAACUGUUGAUGAGGAACGAGGAAAUCAAAUGGGAAGUGAUGGAAAAGCCACAGGAUUUAUUAGCCAUCACCGCAACCACCAAUCUAUCUCCAUUACCGGUUACCGUUGAAACAAAGGAGUUGAAGUCUUCCGUGACUUUGCUGCUGGAGGAGUCCUUCCUCCUAACUCCAGUAUCCCAAGCUGCAUUGUUUCACGAGUUGAUCCAGGUGGUCCUUAUGGUGCGCUCACUUUCUCCAGCCAUUUUCCGAUCCCAGUUACUGCGUCUGUUUGGGACAAUGGAUAUCUCCUUGAUGCACACCAUGCUGCACAUGAAGGCAAGUUUCACUGACAGUCUUUUCAGUGCUGAGGAUGAGAACUUCCUGUUGAAGCGUCUAGUCUGCAUGGCCCAGCAUCCAUUGCUCAGCAAUCCCCUCAAGCUCUUCUACAUGGAUUGCUUACUUCAUUUCCCUGAAAACCGCCCCAUUAACUCUAACCUCGAAGAGAAUCUUCCAGUUUUGUUCACGCCAAAGAUGGCAGCUUGCCUUUUCCCCACACUAUUUAAUGAUAGCAGCACAAUGCUGUCUCGUCUCAACUUGGUGAGUCUUAUGUGCCUUGACAGUGCUGAGGAGGAAAGAGGACUUGCUGAGAUCUUUGAUUACCUCGUGUCCUUGUAUAAACUGGUGGAUGCCGAUGGAAGCCGAGGACAUACUGUGACAUUUUUCCAAGUUGUGUAUAUAUUUGUGAGUUGCUUCCAUGCCAGUGAAAUUUACAUGUCAGAGCUGACUCAAUAUAUGGUUAAACUGUACCAGAGACAUUGCACCUUAGCUCCACACAUGAUUAAUCUCAUCGAUAGCAUUCAGCACCUCUUGGAGGAUUCAAAGUGGCCUGUUUCAUUGGGGGAUGCUUUGCGCAAGCUGAUCGUCGAGCUCCCAUCCGAGCAACUAUCUCCUCAUAAACUCAUAUGGCACCUCAAGGUCCUUGCAAGAGUGGCCAAAGAACCCACCAUAACACAGAAAGCAACAGUUCAAUUUUUACUGAACGUUGUUCGAGCUUCUGACAUGUGCGGGCUGGGUGAGUGGAGGAUGGGUAACGCAGUCUUGUCUGUGUGCAGAAGCAUUCUGCAUCACCAGAACGUGAAGCCCAUCUUCAGUGACCUUGCAGACCUCCUGCAGCACAUUCACGUCCAGUUCCAGGACAUUGACAUUCAGGAUCAUGCCCAUUUCUAUUAUGCUUUACUCACCUGCCUCUCCCACGAGAAGCUGGCAGGAAUCGUUGCACCAGGGUCCGGCAACUGUAAUCGGGCAAAGGCACGAUCACUCUCAUCCCUAAUGUCAGAGAGUGCAGGUCACUCCAUUUCUGUUCUUCCAAUAAAACACCCAGUACUGAAACUCAUUCCAGUCCCAGAAGAAGGUCCUUCCAACAACAAUCCAACUGGAGACACAGACAUGAACUACUAUGAGGAAGAUUCCUUAGAGAAAUACUUGAAUCAAUUUCAAAACGUUGGGUUUGCUUCUGCCGUUGUGAUGAACUUCCAUUUGACUUUUGCAGAGAAAGUCGAUCCUGAUUAUCACAAAAUCUACACUGUGCAUUUACAUUUUGACCUGAGGAGCAUUCACUAUGAGCCGUUGAGUGAUCUCCACGUCCCCUGUCUCUUCCUAAACAGAAAUCCUCAUGUUUUCUCCUUGGCUUUCAAGCCACAUCUCCCUUUUCCUGUCACUUUACACACGAGAGCAGUCUUUACCACGGAGGACGGCAGUACAUGUUGUAGCCAGCUCGAGCCUGUUGACAUCGGCUUUGCCUGUUUGUUCCUGGCCCCUCCCGUACCAACAAAUUGGCCGUCGAAAAUGAAGGCUCAACUCUUUAGCCAGUUGUGGGAAUCCUUGCUGCAGACUGGAUCCAGCCAGUCUGUUCUCAGUCGCUUCUGUUUUACAAUAGCUCGGAGACCUCUGAGUGAACUCACAAACUUGCACUUUAAAAAAUAUGUGGUUUCUCAGCAAACUGACCCAGAGUCUUACAAAAUUUUUCUGUUCCUACCCCCUCGAGUCCAUCUUUUGCUCAGUGUGGAGCAGGUGGACAAUGUGGCAAAAGUCGACAUUGUCACUGAUAACUGGCAGCUUUUACCCUUCAUUAAUUCUUACCUGAUUGACAUAACGUCUGAAAAAUAGCUGCUGCGAGCUUGGUGGUCGGAACACAGUGCAGUUAUUAAACUAUUUCUGUGUGGUACCACUUUGAAUGUACUUCCUUAUUCAAGCUACCAGUUUGUCUUCUGGGAUUAUUGCUGAGUGUGUGAUGCCUGCUCUAAGUUGUUGAGAGUGCGGCAUUUUGAGACAAAUGCUAAGUUAAUACCAUUCUGUUUUCUUUAAUGUUGUCUUAACGGCAUAGAAUUUACUCUAAAUGCAGGGAAUUUUGCCCAGCAAAUUCCCAGUUUAAUGUCCUGGCUGGGUUGAAUUAGCUGAUGUUAAUCCAGGUCAUUACAGAACCUAUGUAAGGGGUGCUCUAAGGGUGGAUAACAUCAAACCAGCCAGGUUUCUUGUUGAUCAAACAGUGACGUCCUUGUAAGACCUAGACAUCAGUUGGAAAGGAUAGGAUCUGCAUUGGAAAUGAUGCCCUUUGUAACUCGAGUCUGUGUUGCUUCCUGACAGACUUACACAUGAUGCAUGUUGCAUUCGGCAGCUAGUGCCAUUGGAAGUGGACUGUAGAAGGUUGAUACCUUCAGAAGUGGAGGGAUCAACAGGGAUGAGGAGAGUUAGUACAGAUUCAAUGGGUCGAAUGGCUUGCUUCCACACUGUAGGGAUUCUAUAAUCGAUCAGUGUUUGCUAUUUUCCUUUAAUUCAUCAACUUUGGUAUUGUACAUAACAAAUAUUUUUAUAUAUGGCUUGGUACUUCUCAGAUGUUUUGUGUUUUCCUUGUAAUUUCAUUCUGUUGAAGGGAGCCAUAGGUUACGAGAGGAUGACCAUGUAAAAUAAUGUCUCAAUCCAGAGUUCACAGCAUACAAAGCCUCAGCGUUGACAAAGCCCCGUACCUUUUAUCUCCUUUCUGAAAUGGCUAGACCGGAGAGAUGCCCAGUCUGCAGCAUUGCUGGGGAAAGUGCCUGCUGUGACAGUGCAUUGUUCACUGUUCACUGCUCACUGAGUGUGUCUCCGAGCAGCUGUCUUAAAUCCCCUUCCACACCAAAGACUGAAAAUCAAUCUGUCUUUGUACCGUUCCCAGGAUAGAGUUGGAGGCCAUGGGAGCACAGCUGAUUGCAGGGCGAAACAAAUACGCCAUGAAGUUCCAGUUGUGGCCACACUGAAAUAACCAUUCAGUUCCUUUCAGCAUUUACUCUUGAGCUAAGAUCGUUUGUGUGUUCUCAUUGAUCUCUGUGUGAAUCAGAGCAGUGCAAUAAUCAUUGACUACGUUAUGUAACUCUAACUUGUCAAGGCCUUCUCACAAAGAAUGACGUAGCGAAUGGCUGUCAGUUAUUUCGUUGAGCUGAAACAGGUGCAAUGUGUGUACAUCACCUUUCUGUCCACAAAGAGAGGGGCCUCUCGUUUAAUAAAUGUAGCUCUCAGUGCAUCAAAGUGUACUGCAUUGCAGUGCAAGUCCAGUUGAGAAUUCUAUUCUGAGUACUGUUGUUUAUCUCUCCAGUGUGGAAAACCAGUCACGCUGUUAUGUUUCCUGUUAUUCAGUCAAAUUUGUACUGAUUCAGCCAAUGCCCCUUCUGUUGGACAUAGCUCAAAUUUGAAGAAGUCUGUGAUAUGGCAUGUCAUGAAAUACCUUUCAAAAGUACAUUGAGGUUGCAUCAAUUAUACUUGCCACACUCCCCACUCAUGCAAUUCAGAUAGUUAAACAUGAAUUUCCCUCAACAAUCCUGUACUGACCUUCCCUAACUAUUCCAUCUUUUGUUAAAGCAAUUGUUAACGUUGUCCUAGAUUGCUGCUUCUAAAAGCUUUCCUACCCUCCUAUCCCACUCCCCACCCUGGCGUUAAACUGAUGAAUCUAGCAAAUACAAGCCGAUCACCCACUUUGGCUAAUGAUAUAACGUUUGCAAUUCUCCAGUCCUUUGGCACCGCAUCACCCCACCCCAACUAAGGAGUUGGAAGACUACGAGUGCACUGCCACAAUUCUGCCCUUCCUUCAACAUCCUCCAACUUAUUCAACGUUGUCCUUUUUCUUUAUCCAAUUUAAUGACAAUCAGCUUUUUAAAUACCAUCCAUUUUUCAGCGUCUUAGUUAUCCCCUCCUUCAAAUGACUUUGGCAGCAUCUUCCUUGAUAAGGGUACAAUUGUAAGGUUCGGAUUUUUGUAUUUGAUUAAAUGUGUCUGAUAUUUGUCCUUGGUGUUUCUUGGGAUGUGGUGACUGACAAUCAAAAACUAAACUGAAGCAAGCAACUAUAAGCAUCAGAUCAGAUAUUUUAAAGAAUUGAACAAAACCCAUCCUAGCAUUAAACUUGGGACUGUGUUAUCUCUGCCUAUCUUAAAGGAGUCAAACACAAACAAACUCAUUUAGUACUUCAGCUAUCUCCCCUGUUAUGUAUAGAUCUCCUUUCUGUGCCCUAAUUGGCCCCAGCACUAAUUUUGCUGUUGCUGUUACUGUUACAUGACUGUCAAAAAUCGGUGAUCAUCCUACUUUGCACACUUUCUAAAAACACAUUUGAAUACAGUGACAACCUAGAUUUGUGGAGCCAUGACAUCAGUACAUCUAAGCCUUCAGGCAGAGCACCUUGAUAGGCAAAAAAUAUCACAUCCAUCAGAAAGGAUUUUAACCCAUUCUUUACUGGGCUGGAGGGAAGUUAGCCCUUGGCUGCUUGUAACCAAAACAAAACAAAAAAGUUCUCAUUCAUUUAUUGUUAUUUGAGACAUUCUGUCCCUGUUCUAGUACAAAUUUUCUCCCCCAUGAGUCUCUUGUGGAUCUUGUUACUUCCGACAUUUGCAAAAUCUGACUAGGAGUAAAGAGAGCUUUUGUUCUUAACAAGUUGUUGGAUAUUUGCCCUGGGAAGGAAAACCCUGCUUUUAAGAUAUGUGUCAUGCACAGCUGAAGCAUCUGCAGCCAUGUUCAACAGAACUGCUAAGUGGAUGAUCCUUCUUGGCCUACUCCGUAGAUUCCCUGUGUCUCGGAUGCCAGUCUUCAACCAAUUGCAUUUACUGCACCUGCUAUCAAGAAACAGCUGAAGGUACUGCAUAUUGCAAAGGUUGUAGUCCCUGACAACAGUGUUGUCAAUUGUCACACUGGAAACUUGUGUAGGUCUGUGUGGGGACUGAAAUUCCUGAGGAAGUGGUGGAUGCAGGUGCAGUUACAAUGUUUAAAAGCCAUUUGAAUAAGUACAUGAAUAAGACAGAUAUGUGCCAAGUACACACAGCUGGGAGUAGUUUAGUUUGGGAUUAUGGCCGGCGUGGUCUGGUUGGACCAAAGGGUCUCUUUCUGUGCUCCAUGACUCUAGCCAUGUUGUUUCAGUAUAGCUGCAACUCCUGGCAUCUACCUGGCAAUGUCCUGCCCACAAAAGCCAGGGCAAAUCCAACCUUAGCAAUUACUGCCCCAGCAAUCUACUCUUGAUCAUCAGCAAAAUGACAGAAGGUGUUAUUGACAGCUCUAGAUAUAAACAGCUCCCUCGUGUUGGGGCUGAGUUUGGGGCUCACCUAGGGCUGCUAGUUUCCAGACUUCAUUACAGCCUUGGUUUAUACAUUCCCCAAAGAGCUGAGCCCAAAACGUGAGGUGAGAAUGAUUUCUGUUGAUCUUGAGGUGACAUUUGACCAAGAAUGGCAUUGAGAAGCACUACCACACCUGGAGUCAAUUAGCAUCAUUUUGUGUAUGUGGUUGAAGUCAUCCUUCAUGUUCCUCAUGUUAACGCUAUGCCCAGCCAUCUUAGACUGCUCCAAUACAGACAUUACCUCCCACAUAAAAUCAGAAGGAAGGUCUUGAUUACACAAUGUUCAAAACCAUUUGCAAUUCCUCAGAUAUUGAAGCAGUCUAUGCCCAAGUGCAAAAAGACCUGGACAACAUUCAGGCUUGGACUGACAAGUGGCAAGUAAGAUUGACAUCAUUUCGGUGCCAUCAAGGACAAUUUAACACUAUCUGUUGUCAGUCAGUGCAUUAUGAUCACUGAAUCUCCCAAUAAUCUGCACUCUUGUGGUUGCUAUUAACCAUUAUAAAUGCUAUGGUUACAAAGGUAGAGUGGAGGCUGGGUGUUCAACAGCAAGUAACUACCACACCUCCCAACCCCACUAACUCCGCAAACCCUGUCUCCCAUCCACAACAGACCAGUCAGGAGUGUGAUGGAAUACUCCUCACUUGUCCAGAUGAGUUCAGCACCAUCAAAACUCAAGAAGCUUGACACUUCCACAACAAAGUGGCCUGCUUGAUUGGCAUGCCAUCAGCCACCUUCAACAUUCACAUCCUCCACCAUUGGCACAUACAGGUUGCAUUAUGCACCAUCUGUAAGGUACGCUGCAGCAUCUCAUCAAGUCUCCUUCAAUAGAGCCUUUCAAACACAUGACCCAUACAAACUGGAAGGGCAAGGGUGGCAGAGGGAUAGAAACAUCACCAACUGCAAGUUCCCAAACAAUCCAGACUUGGAAAUGUAUCACCGUUCCUUUGUUGUUAUUGGGUCAAAAUUCUGGUACUCUCUGCCCAACGGCACGUUGGAUGUGCCUACACCACAAGGACAGUAGUGGUUCAAGGAGGCAGCUUCCCAUCACCUUCUCAACAGCAGUUAAGGAUGGCUCUAUGUAGUGAUCUCAGCAAUGGUCAAACACCAUAAACAGUUUUUUUUGAAAAAGAGCACCAUGCUCUCACAGUUCAGGCUGUGUGGAGAAGAAGGCUCCUUCUCCCAUUGCCCUUCACCAAUCUGCUUCAACUCCAAUCUCAGAAAAAAUCUCAGCCUGCACUAGGCGCUUUUGAAUCCUGACACGAACCCUGACUGAAUAUUCUGUGGGGAAUUGGGGUAGAGUUUGCAUCAAUGCUUAUUAGGACUCGUAUGAAACUGCUCCAACUUAUUUUAUCUCGCAUCGAGCUCUGUCCUAUCUUAGGCAAAACUGCCAAACUGCAGCUGUGGAGCUGUUGUCCAUGAUGCCUCUCUUCAAUCAUCAGUUUUCAAAACUCAGACUUUAUUUCCGUUGUCGAGGGGAUUUCAGUAAACCGAUGGCGUGUGUGAAACGCACCAGUCACUUCACACACUACACAGCAUUAGAAUUACAGUUUCUGGCCCUGCAUGGGUUUCCUUUGGGUGCUCCGGUUUCUCCCACAGCCCAAAGAUGUGCAGGUUAGGUGGAUCGGCCGUGCUGAAAUUGUCUGUAAUGUUCAGGGAUGUGUAGCCAAAGGAAAGGCAGGGUUAUGGGAUAUGAUGGGAGUCUGGAUGGCUUUUGGAAGGUCAGUAUGGACUCAAUGGGCCAAAUGGCCUCCUUCUGCACUUUAGGGGAUCUAUGAUUCUGUGAAACCUGGUAGAGAUUGGGAGACCAUUUGUCUGAAAUAUGCAUGGUUACAGAUUCUUCACUUAUUUUGUGAGCAACUUGAGAAGUGUCAAGCCUCUUCACAAAAUUUAAGGCAAUCUAGAAAUCUUAUGUCCCUAUCAAGUUUAGAAUGUUUUGUUUUGUUAAGCCAUUAAGCAUUAUGGAACCAAGACAGAUAGACAGAGUUAAACUACAAAUCAUUCAUGAUCUAAUAGAGGGACAGCACAGGUUCAUUGGCUGAAUGGCCUACUCUUCCUGUGACCCAUAUGCAGGGAUGUAUUGAAGGUAUAAUGGAGCAUUAAUGUUCAUAGGAUUAUAGCAGUCAAUUCCUGUUGUAGAUUGGUGCUAUAAAUGACAGGGGUAAACACUGAGGUUGUUUCCCCUGACUGACAAAUUUAGAGAAUGGAGCUCAUAGGAUCAGAGUCCAAUCAUUUACAACUGAGAUGAGGAAAAACCUCUUCACUCAAGGAGUUGAAAGUCCUUGGAAGUCUCCACCCCAGAAGGUUGCAGAUGUACCAUCAUUGAAUAUAUUUAAGACUGCAGGACAGAUUUUUGGCUUUUGAGAGAAGUGAUAGAUAUGGUGACGGGCAGAAAAUUAGAGUUGAGACUGAAAAUCUGCCAUGAUGAACUGUUGGAGCAGACUUAAGGGACUGUAUAGUUUCCUGCUGCUUCUUUUUAAUAUUCUUAUUUACAAUGGUGAUACCUUUGGGAUGAGCAAUUUAUAACCAGGUCAUUAGUUAUUCAUAUUCAAAGUGUAAGUAAGUACAGUAAUAACAGUUCAAUUUGCUGAAUUUCCUCCAUGGAUUUGAGAUUCUCAGAUGAUUGUAACUAUUUGUGUUGGUUGGCAUCAUUUAAGAAUGAAGUUUUCCCUUCUUAA